GUGUUCCCUCCCCGUGUCAGGAUCCCUUGUUCUCACGACCCAUUUGGGCCCAGGAUGCUAAGGCCUCUCAAGUCUCUAUUCCCAGGCACUUGCUCAGCAACUGUGCCCACCCACGGAGUCUCCUGGGGCCUGGCACAGCCCAGCGAUUCUUUUGCUUGGUGGGAGAGCUGGACAUGAGUUCCUGUGUCAGUGCCUCAUAGUGCAGCCCUGGCCCCGGUCUGGAUGGGAGGUGUCAGAGAGAGGAGCGUGUUGGGGUUUGUAAGAGGGACGCCUCUGUGAAGCCUGGCCCGGGACAGCUCUGGCCAGGCUGGCCCCUGCAGUGCAUGCUCCGGUGCUGCCCUCCUUGUGAGCCCCAGUGCUCAGGGGCAGGGGAGGGUAGGAAACAGCCAAAGUCCAUGCCCAGGCCUGUGGCCCCUCCCAACCAGGCCCUGGCCUGGAAGAAGGCCAUGGGCGUGGCCAUCAGAAAGCUGAGCUGAGCGCUGAAGCGUCCGUUUUCCUGUCCCUUCUGGACCAAGUGGCCCUCUCAGGGGAGGCUAGGCAGCACCGCCUCCCUCGCCUCUUCCUUCUGGCUUGCCCCGCCCAGGAGCUCCUGGAGUUGGCUAACCCCCUUACAAGGGCAUUUGAAGGGAGCACCCUCCUGACAGUCCUUGUGGGGGCAGAGGCUUUAGGGCCGUCCCCGCCCAGCACAGCUUGGCCCUGUCACCUCAGUGGAAUGUCACCUGUGGGGCAGAACAGGCUGAGCAGUUGGCUGCCUGCUGGGGAGUCGCCUCUGGAGCCCCCACCCUGUCCCCUGCCCACCCCACCCCACCCCAGGUCUGGGGCCCAUUCAGGGAAGGUUGUGGGUGAGAACCCCACCAGCCAGGUUGGCUUUCCUCAGUCCUCACACAGCUGGGUGCAGGGCCUCUGUGGGACGGUGGGGUGGGGCCAGACCCGCCCACUGGGUCCACCUUCUGCCUCCAGCCUGGGAGAGAUCCUCCCAGGAUCCCAGCCAGUGGGAGAGAGAAAGGUGCAGGAGCCUGGGAGCCGGGGCCUCGGGGCCUUGGGGCCUCCAAGCACAGAGGGCCCCCGCAGAGGGGAAGGGCAGAGCAGGCCACCAUGGCGACACUCCUCUCCCAGCCCAAACGGCGCCCUCCCCUCUUGCGCCAGGCCAUCAAGAUAAGGCACCGCAGGGGCCGGGUCGGAGAUCUGCAGGAUCCCCUGCCCCAAAGGGCUCAAGAGAUUGAGCCUCCAUCGCACCACUUCUCUCCUGAGGAGCGGGCCUUGCUCUACGAGGAAGCUCUCUACACCGUCCUGCACCGCUUGGGCCAGCCUGAGCCCAACCAUGUGAGGGAGGCCUCUGAGCUGCUGCGAUACCUGCAGGAGCCUCCCACUCUCCUACCCCAUCAGGCCUUCCACAUGGAGCCUCAAGAGCACCAGCAGAUGCUGCAGCAGGUCCAGGAGCUCGAGAAGCCAACAUUUUGUCUGAAGGCCACGGUGAAACAGGCCAAGGGCAUUCUGGGCAAGGAUGUCAGUGGGUUCAGUGACCCCUACUGCCUGCUGGGCAUUGAGCAGGGGGUAGGUGUGCCCGGGGGCAGCCCUGGGUCUCGGCGUCGGCAGAAGGCCGUGGUGAGGCACACCAUUCCAGAGGAGCAGACCCACCGCACCCAGGUCGUCACCCAGACACUCAACCCUGUCUGGGACGAGACCUUCAUCCUAGAGUUUGAGGAUAUAAGCAACGCGAGCUUUCAUCUGGACAUGUGGGACAUGGACACCGUGGAGUCUGUCAGACACAAGCUUGGGGAGCUCACAGAUCUGCAUGGGCUGCGAAGGAUCUUUAAGGAGGCCCGGAAGGACAAAGGCCAGGAUGACUUCCUGGGGAACGUGGUUCUGAGGCUACAGGACCUGCACUGCCGGGAGGAUCAGUGGUACCCCCUGGAACCUUGCACCGAGACCUACCCGGACCGCGGCCAGUGCCACCUCCAGUUCCAGCUCAUUCACAAGCGGAGAGCCACUGAGGCCAGCCGCUCCCAGCCCAGCUACACGGUGCACCUCCAUCUGCUGCAGCAGCUCGUGUCCCAUGAGGUCACCCAGCACCAGGCUGGCAGUACCUCCUGGGAUGGGUUGCUGAGUCCCCAGGCUGCCACCAUCCUCUUUCUCCACGCCACGCAGAAGGACCUGUCAGACUUCCACCAGUCCAUGGCGCAGUGGCUGGCCUACAGCCGUCUCUACCAGAGCCUGGAGUUCCCGAGCAGCUGCCUCCUGCACCCCAUCACCAGCAUUGAGUACCAGUGGAUCCAGGGCCGCCUCAAGGCAGAACAGUUGGAGGAGCUGGCCGCCUCGUUCAGCUCCCUGCUGGCCUAUGGCCUCUCCCUCAUCCGGAGAUUCCGGUCUGUCUUCCCCCUCUCUGUCUCCGACUCCCCGGCCCGACUGCAGUCUCUUCUAAGGGUCCUGGUACAGAUGUGCAAGAUGAAGGCCUUUGGAGAACUGUGCCCCAACAGCACCCCACUGCCCCGCCUGGUGACCGAGGCCCUGCGGACUGGCACUGUUGAAUGGUUCCACUUGAAGCAGCAGCACCAUCAGCCCAUGGUGCAGGGCAUGCUGGAGGCAGGCAAGGCCUUGCUGAACCUGGUACAGGACAUCGUUGGUGACCUGCACCAGUGCCAGCGCACAUGGAACAAGAUCUUCCACAACGCCCUCAAGAUCGACCUCUUCUCCACGGCUUUCCUGGAGCUGCAGUGGCUGGUGGCCAAGCGGGUGCAGGACCACACGGCGGCAGUGAGUGGCUCUGUGUCCCCAGAGCUGGGCGAGAGUCUGUUCCAGCUCUACAUCAGCCUCAAGGAGCUCUGCCAGCUGGGCCCCAUACCCUCGGAGAGGGACAGAGCUCUGGCCCUGGAUGGUUUCCACCGCUGGUUCCAGCCGGCCAUCCCCUCCUGGCUGCAGAAGACCUACAGUGUGGCCCUGGCGCGGGUGCAGCGAGCUGUGCAGAUGGACAAGCUAGUGCCCCUGGGUGAAUUAACCAAGCAUAGCACGUCGGCUGUGGAUCUGUCGACCUGCUUUGCCCAGAUCAGCCACACGGCACGGCAGCUGGACUGGCCUGACCCAGAGGAGGCCUUCAUGAUCACCGUCAAGUUCGUGGAGGACACGUGUCGGCUCGCCCUGGUGUACUGCAGCCUUAUAAAAGCCCGGGCCCGUGAGCUCUCUGCAGGCCAGAAGGACCAGGGCCAGGCAGCCAACAUGCUGUGUGUGGUGGUGAAUGACAUGGAGCAGCUGCGGCUGGUGAUCGGCAAGCUGCCCACCCAGCUGGCGUGGGAGGCGCUGGAGCAGCGGGUAGGCGCUGUGCUGGAGCAGGGGCAGCUGCAGAACACGCUGCAUGCCCAGCUGCAGGGUGCGCUGGCUGGGCUGGGCCACGAGAUCCGCACCGGCGUCUGCACCCUGGCCAAGCAGCUGGAGGUGGGCAUCGCCACGCACAUCCAGAAACUCGUGGGCAUCAGGGAAUCCGUCUUGCCUGAGGAUGCCAUUCUGCCCCUGAUGAAGUUCCUGGAGGUGGAGCUCUGCUACAUGAACACCAACCUGGUGCAGGAGAAUUUCAGCAGCCUUCUGACCCUGCUCUGGACCCACACGCUCACAGUGCUCACGGAGGUGGCCACCUCCCAGCGGAACUGCCCCCUGGCCUCUAGGAGGCUGAAGGUUGUGCUGCAGAACCUGGAGAUCUGCUUCUACGCAGAGGGCUGUGGCCUGCCGCCCGAGGCCCUGCACACGGCCACCUUCCAGGCUCUACAGAGGGAUCUGGAACUGCAAGCAGCCUCCAGCCAGGAGCUCAUCCAGAAGUACUUCUGCAGCCGCAUCCAGCAGCAGGUAGAAACCACCUCUGAGGAGCUCGGUGCUGUCACGGUCAAGGCCUCCUACAGUGCGUCUGAGCAGAAGCUGCGUGUGGAACUGCUCAGCGCCUCCAGCCUGCUGCCUCUGGACUCCAAUGGUUCCAGCGACCCCUUUGUCCAGCUGACCUUGGAGCCCAGGCACGAGUUCCCUGAGCUGGCGCCCCGGGAGACCCAAAAGCACAAGAAGGAGCUUCACCCACUGUUCGAUGAGACCUUUGAGUUCCUGGUGCCUGCUGAGCCAUGCCAGAAGGACGGGGCGUGCCUCCUGCUCACCGUGCUGGACCAUGACACACUGGGGGCUGAUGACCUGGAAGGGGAGGCCUUCCUGCCACUGCGCUCGGUGCCAGGCCUGACUGGGACCCAGGAGCCUGGCGAGGUGCCUCAGAUCCGCCUGCCCCUCACCUACCCUGCACCCAAUGGGGAUCCAAUUCUGCAGCUGUUGGAGAGCCGGAAGGGUGAUCGCGAGGCCCAGGUGUUUGUGAGGCUGCGGCGGCAGCGAGCCAAGCAGGCCUCCCAGCAUGCUCCUCAGCCAGGGCGGUAGCAGUGGAGGUUGGGGAUGGGUUGGGUCCCUGGUAGGGAAGGGCUUUCUUGGGAGAUCUGGGUUCUCUCCCCCACUGCAGCCCUACAGCCUGGCCUAACACUCCAAAAGGGCCUGCAGAUCUGGGGAGCACCAAAUACGGAAGGCCCAGAGUGCAGACCCCUCUCCGGUCCUUCUGCCAGGGCAGGGGCCCACAGUCACGGGGGCACCAUUAGCAGUAUUUAUACUCCCUCCUGCCUCCCUUCAGCCCUGGCCUCAGCAUCCUCUGCCAGAUUCCAGCACCAGGGGGAGGGGAGGCAGCUGUCUGCAUCUCCUGCCCCUGCUCCCCUCCUGGGGAAAAGCUGCUCUGGCAGAGCAGGAUCUCAGCCACCUGUUUCCUGGCAUGCCUGUUCCAGCCACUCGAUGAGGGUAGUGGGGAGCGGGCAGGUUCUCUUGUGCCUGUUGGGCCUCUUGGGGUCAGGCCUGCAGACACAAAGCCUCCUGGGGAAGGGAGAGGGGAUCCCGCCAGAGAUGAAGCUACAGCUGCCCUGGCGGUGUAGGGAUGGUGGCCAUAAUGAAGGGAGCCUGGGUCCUCUCCUGAGGUGACUACCAGCACCCAAGCUAAGGAGCCUAGAGCCAGGGACCUUCUGGCUCUGAAGGAGUGAGCACUGGCAGGCAGUGGCGCUGGCACGGUGGGGCAGAAAAAAAGAACAGCUUGGCUAGCUGUGUCUGCUGAUGACACCACCUCCCUGGGACAGUACCUAUCACUAAGAAAUUUUCUUAGCAAAAAUUAAAAAACUAACAAUCCAUUGUUCUCUUAGAAAAUAUACUGUUGGGAGCUGGCCCCGUGGCCAAGUGGUUUAGGUUCGCGCACUCCGCUUUAGCGGUCCAGGAUGUCACCAGUUUGGAUCCUGGGCAAAGACAUGGCACUGCUCAUCAAGCCAUAUGAGGUGGCA
This is a messenger RNA of Equus quagga, 5330 nucleotides long. RefSeq names its product unc-13 homolog D (gene UNC13D). NCBI's taxonomy places the organism in Eukaryota, Metazoa, Chordata, Mammalia, Perissodactyla, Equidae. Bases 1096 to 4398 code for a protein of 1100 amino acids. The record is from RefSeq and is a predicted model, not a curated record. The transcript has 33 exons.